AUCAAAAUAAGAAUACACUCAGUUUGUUGUUGAGGAGGUAAAUCAUAGUAGUUGUAAAGACACUAUAUAUAACAGGAUCCGUCAAACACAACAAAAGCAAUUGUAUAUAACAGCAACAUCUGUAUACAAAGUACAAUUGUAUAUAAUAUAAGAGCCUUCGUAUAUCACAAGAAUCAUUAAAACUAGAACCCAACAAAAGGCGCCGUAUAAUACAGUAAUCAUCAUAUAUAAAAAGAACCAUGAACAACAUACAGAAAGCAGAGGAGGAUUCUAUGGCAGCACCAAGCACGCCCACAAAAGGGGUAGACAAAAGUACGCCGAAAGCAAAAACAUCCAUUCUAUCCGAUUUCAAGAACAAGUCCAGAGAUCGCCCGGGAAGACCACAACAACAACAAGGUGGUAAAGCUGGUGAUAGUAGUAUAACGCUUGGGGAAAGAACUCCGAAUAUUAGUAUGUCUUGUAGUAUUAGUAACACGGGAAAUCCACAACAAGCGAGUAAAACUGGCAGUGAUUCUGGGAGAACGAUUCCGAGUGCCAGUGAAUCUCAUACUAUCAACUCUGGUGUUAGUGGGCCUCAUAUCAAUACACCCACCAAAACACCUACCAAUACAUCUAGUGAUGAUAAAGAUAGAGGACCAGGGAAUAGUAGUUCGGUGAAAAGCAAACCUGGUAUUGGCAGUCCAGGCUAUAGUAAACUCAAUAGUAGCAAAUCUGGUAUUAGCAAUCCUGGUAAUACUAAACUAAACAGUAGUAAAUCUGGCGGGAGACAAAGGCGAGGCGGGUCGAAUGAGCAGACUAUGUGGUCGAGGAAGCUGUCAUACGUGCUCAGACACGGGGCUGAGAGAGAUGGUGUGCCAAUCGGUGCCGAUGGUUUUGUCAAAAUAAAGGACUUGACAUCACAUAAGAAGUUCAAGGGGCUUACGCUCGACAUCAUACAGCAAGUCGCAAAGCAGGACACAAAGGGGCGAUAUAAACUGGAGGAAAGAGACGGAGAGAUGCUAGUCAGAGCGAAUCAAGGCCACUCUAUAGCACAUGUGUCGGACUUAGAGCUCACACCUGUCCUAUCAGCAACAACGUAUCCGGUGUGCAUACACGGUACGUUCAGGAAAGCUUGGGAUCUGAUCAAGGAGAGUGGUCUGAAAACAAUGAACCGCAAUCAGAUUCACUGUGCGAGAGGAUUGCCAGGCGAAUCGGGGGUCAUCAGUGGCAUGAGAGCUUCUUGCCAAGUUCUCAUAUAUAUUGACAUGGCCGCGUCAAUUAAAGAUGGCAUGGAAUGGUUCGCGUCUGCUAACGACGUCAUUUUAACUAGCGGAUUUGAUGGCGUUAUCCCGCCUAUGUACUUCUCCUCAGUGGUGACAAAUAAAGGAGCCUCACUUCUCUGAGCGGAAACCAAGACAUGUAUUCACUUCUCCUUCUUUUCAAUUCUAUCUGGAAGAUACAGUGGAUUCUCUUUUUCAGACCCGAAUUCUAAGCUCUGAACACUGCCCUCGUGUCUACCGUUAAGGCUGGGCCAGC
Messenger RNA from Sphaeroforma arctica JP610, 1515 nucleotides. RefSeq lists its product as hypothetical. Lineage: Eukaryota; Ichthyosporea; Ichthyophonida. Gene Ontology annotation, molecular function: tRNA 2'-phosphotransferase activity. The transcript is spliced from 4 exons. Bases 240 to 1382 code for a protein of 380 amino acids. The record is from RefSeq and is a predicted model, not a curated record. Gene Ontology annotation, biological process: tRNA splicing, via endonucleolytic cleavage and ligation.